ACUUCCGUUUAUUUCAUGCGGAUUGAAUAUAACAUAUUUUUUAAACUUAAAUUUAGAACGAAACAUAAAAGAAAACAAAGAAUGUUUAAAAAGUGAGUAAUUUUUUAACUUUAUAUUUCAAUGGUGAAGCGUACUCAGCUAGUGGUGUCCUGAUUUCCUGUGGCGCCCCUAAUUUUGACCCAAGCCCCAACAAAGUUCCUACUCCGUUACUGGUCUCUGUCUCAGCUGAAGCUGUGUCAGUCAGUGUCAGUUUCUUACAACUUACUGUUACUCACUCAGUCACUGAGUAACUCUAGUCUCGUAGUUAGUAACUUGUAAAUGAAGUAACUGUUACUGUAGGUACAUGACCUGGAAAGUAGAUGAUUUAAGAACGAGUCGACUAGGCACUACGACUAGGCAUAACUAAACUGACAUGAUACUGAAUACUGGGUAUAGGUAGUUCGGUGAGAUUCGGGAAGUGCCGAAAACCGGGUAUCGUGAUUUCGUUGUCAAAAUGGCGACCUCCACUUUUUAAUUUACCGAGAGUCACGUUGUUUACGACUUUUUAACUAUAUAUAGCCCAGCAUGUUAAUUCUAUUUCCGCCCACAACUUAUAGUAGACAUGUUGUGUUAUGAUUAGACACUUGAGUCCCCCCAAAAAUUUUGGGGCUUCACUUUGAAAAUUGAAGGUAAAAUAACGCAAUUUUUACUCAUUCAUAUUUUUUUUGUGGAAAAGGACCUUUCAUAGAAUUUCAAGGACUUUAUAAAUAAUGGCAUUAACUACAACAUAUCCAAGACCUGUUAAUUUAGGACCAUCAGUUUGGUCAGAAAUUUCAUGGGAAAUUUUAGUCACGUGUGUCCCAAAAUUACCUAUUAUCGUUAAUAUUCGUUGCUAUGGUAAAUAACCUGAUUUACUCUGGAAAUCCAGACUAUUACCCCCUAAUAACUUAUUUAGAAAUAAAAAUAAAAUAAUUAAUAAAACAAACACAUAUUUUUAAUAUGAUUUGAUGCUUUUAUUGAGGGAUAUUAGGUUAAAAAAGCCUAAUUAAUUACAAUUAAUAGUUAACUAUUAGUUUUAUAUACUGUUGUUAUAUGUAUACUAUUAACUAUAUAUAUACAUAUAAUAUAUAUACAUAUAUAAUUAUAUAUAUGUGUGUAUGUAUAUAUAGAGGCCUAGAAUAGUAUUACUAUUAUAAGUGUAGGCCUAUCCACCUCCCCCCUCCCCACCAAAUAGUUUUUUGUAGGACCCAUUAUUCAUAUGUAAUGAUAUAUAUGGUGAUUCUUAAGGCAUAAAUUAAGUAAAAGUGUACAAAAAAUAUUCACUUACCUUUGGUAUUGAAAUAUCCUAUAUUAUAUUUAAUCACAUAUCACACUAUUCCAAAAGAGAAUUAUCAGUAUUCUCAAAGAAAAAAACACACUUUCUACCACAAAAAUCCAAGAAUUACAUGAGAUAUUACUAAAAUUUAAUAAUAAAACAUUGUAAUUACCUCAAGCAAAUAACUAGAACUUAUUUAAAAUUCUAUCAACAGCUAAAGUUGAUUCUAAUAAUAAAUGUUGAUCUGUGAAACAACUGUACUAACUUAAAAUAAAUGACAUACUAUUUUUUGUCAUAUUCACACAUUCAUAUGGUAUGGGACUAAAAUACAUUAUAUAGAAAAUGGUAAAAUAAAAAGUUUAAUUGUCAAUUUUAACUUAUUGAAACAAAUAAUCCCUUUAUUAUUAGUAUAUACUUAUAAAUUUUAAACAAUUCCACAGAAAAUUUGAAAUUAAUAUCUUAAGAAUAUUUUAUUAUUAUUAUGAAUUUUGGGAAAUUGAAAAAAAAUAUUUAUACAUAAUUAAUUAAUUAAUUACGAAUAAGUGACGAGUCAGCAUAUUUUAUAUAUUUUUAAUAGGAAAAUAAUAAAGAUUUUUAAAAUAAUUUUUGCGGAAUAUUAACAAAAACUAACUUAUAUUUUGUGGUUUUAUUUAGAAGUACUCUAAUUAAAAUAUGUUCCCUGUAAAUAUUAUAUUUUUGUGUCAUUUUAUAAUAAAGUUAUAGGCCUUAAAAAAAAAUCAAAAUGAGGGUCACGAGAUGUGGAGGAAAAUCCCAUAGUAAAAAAGGGCCUUUGAGGUCCCUACUAAAAAAUUCAUAACUUUUGAACCACUUGAGCUAGAAAGUUGAUCUUGGUGUUUUUGUAAUCUAUUCUCCAGGCUCUAUACAGCUGUAGUGUUUUUAUAUUUUUAAAAAUGUUUUGAAAUUUUAAUCAAAGUGCCUACUGGGUACAAUACUGAGAUAUUAGAAUUAAAUAUUAAUUAAUAAUUACAGCAAACCUGUUUUGUAAAUUUAUGUGCCACUUAUUUCCUUCGGCCGCCAUCUUGGUUGUCAUGGCAGCACGUGUCAUGGCAAUCAAGAUGGUGGCCAUAAAAGAAGAAAAAAGAGUGCACAAACACAUCGGCUUAAAUGGGGAGGGGAAAGAGAGAAUGUGCUGUUUUAGCUACUUACCUUACUCAGCUUUACUGAGAUAAACGAAAAUAGGAACAAAAACAUUAAAAUUUAAUGGUUGUCCCCAUGCCUGGUGUAAUUUCAGCCGGUAUAUUAAUUUUAUUGCGAACUUAACAUAGCAACUUUAUUGUAUCAGUUUAGAUAUGCUGCAAGAAGUGUCAAUGAACUGCAGUUGCUCUCUUUUUUCAACUAAUAUGUGUGUGCUACAGUUGCACACUGUGGUGAGAAAAGUGUAAAAAUGAAGAAAAACUAUACAAAAUAAUUUUAAAAUAAUGAAAUGUAACUUACAGUUUCAUACAAUACACUUUUACACACUAUUUUGCACAUUCCACCCUUCCGUGGAGAACGUGGUAACUUUUUUUGUAUCCCUCUAGAUAUGCGUCAAGUGUCAACAUCCUGCAGUCACUCCCUCCCCCAACUAAAAAAAGUGUUCUGCAAAAUUUAGCCUCAUUUUAAAUAUCGUUUUAAAUAUUAUAAUUAACCACCCAAUGAAAUAUUAAUUUAAAACAUUCCAUCGGCAUAUUUAUAUUUAAAGGAAGAAUAGUUAACUCUAGUUACAAUCCAAGAAUAAACUAAAGGGAGAAAAUCCUACAUAGAAACUCAAAGUGGCGCGCCAAAGUAAAAUUACCCUAUAUUUUAAUCAUUCCUUUAAUAUAACGCCUUUAAAUAUUCAAUAAAUUUCAGAUUAAUUGAUAAAAUGUCUUUUUGGUGAAUUGGACAAUGUACACAUGAAGUUUCGCUACAGAGUUUCUCAUGAGUGACCUUCCCCUUGUUUAGUCGCAUAUUGUUACUGGAGUUAACUAUUCUUUUUUUUAUUUUAAUAUGCCAAUGGAAUGUUUUUGAUUGGUGGCUUUUUAAAAUUAAUAUUAAAUAUUUAAUUAUAAUAUUAAUAAUUCAAUAAGACGCCAUUUUGACAGGGUCAUUGUCUGAUCAUAUUUUAAGUGGAUUUGGACUCUUUUAACAUCUUUUAGAUUUUUAACGGGUGUAAAAGUGUAUUUGAUGAAACUUUAAGUUGGUUUUUCAUUAUUUUGAAUAUUUUAAAAUAAUUUUAAUUGCAAAUUUACAAUUUUCUCAGUAGUGUGAAAAGUCGCAAACAAACUCAUAAGCACACAGUGUUCGGGUUCACAUUAGGUCAAAGAUUUUAGGUUUUAAGAUUUACAUUCUGCUUAGGAAGGACUAAAUUUACGCUUAAGUUAGGGGAACCUAAUUUAGGGGAGAAUUUACGCUUGAGUUUGAGAUACUGAAAUGCAUUCAGAUUAGUUAAAUUUUAGAUUUCAAGGUUUUUCACACAAAAAUUAAUUUGCAUGAUUUUGUGUUAAUUUUUUUAAGUUUUCCAUUUAAAAUGUGUUUAUUUUUAAGCAGGUGUUUUUUUUUUGCACUACACAUGGCCGUCAUGGCAACAAAGACGGCGGUCACGUGAAAAAAAAGCAGUGCAAAAACAUGGUAGAACAUGGGGAAACAUCAAGAAUACAAUUACUGUCAAAUUUAAUGAUUAUUUUUUUUAGCAUAUUAUUCAAAUUAAUUAGGUCUCACUAUUUUGACCUUCUUUACCUUCUCUUCCCCUCUCUCAUCCGAAAUAAUCAACAAAUUCAUACAAUUAAACACUUUGUCAAAACAUGGUAAUCAUCACAUGUGACAUAGACACCAUCAAUAUAUUAUUAGUAACUUUAAAAAUUCAAAGUUUCAUUACCCCCCUCUCUCCCCCCCCCCCCCCCCCCCCCCCCCCCCCCCGCCCCCACAGCUGUUGGGGCUUGUGAAGGGGCCAUCCACCCUGGCAGCCAAACCUUAAGAGGGCACCAAAGUCAUCAUUUUUCAUGCAAAACAUGUGUACUAUAUUUACUAUUAUAUAUUUUGUUUUGGAUAACGUAGCUUUCUGUCUGUUAAACCAGAAUGAUUUUGUAGCAGUGUUUAGUUUUUUUUUGUUUUUUGGUGGGUUGCCAGCUCAAUGCAGAAACCAUACAAACAAGUAUGUAGUCAUUGAACCUGUUAGCCUGGCCUCUUCCUAUUAUGCCCCUCCACCACAUCAAGGUAGGUUCUUGGAAGGGAAAUUGUAUAAUUAGAAAAUACUAAUUCAGACCUGUUUACUCUUACGAUUUUGGAGUACAAUUAACGAUUUUGAGAUGUCUUUUACGAUUGUACGCCUAGACCCGCCAAAACUACGAUUUUCAGAGGCCGGGUGAAAAAAAAAAUUCCGAUAAAUUUUUUUUUCUUUUUUUUUUUCCGUUUGUUGAAGUUUUAGCCUUUUCUAAUAAAAAUCUACUGGUGAAUGGAACCAGAAAAAAGAUAGGUUGUAAUUUUUUUUUUAAAGUUGGGACAUCCUUCAUUAAAUUAUCCAAGCACUGAGAGGGGAGGUGGGGGUUGUUAAUGUAGGACAUUUGCGGCAUACAGGACGCAUGGGUAGUGGGUUGGUCGGAGUGUCAAAGGUUAUAAAAAUAUCACGGCAAUGUAUCGUAUUGAUGGUGAUGAUUGUCAUACUGAUGCUUUGCGUGUCACAGUGAACUAGUUAGCUGCGUCACCGGUAAUAGGUAUACUAGUCGUCCUAGCGACUGCUUCACCACCAUCCCCCUUUGACUGCUAUUCAUCCCACCCCUUUUAUUAAUGGAAAAAAAUCAGGCGACGGCUCAAUUUUUUUCCCCAGUAAUGAGGGGGGUGGUUCUGCCCGGUGGAAAUAAUGACGUCACCAGCACGGAAAGACGCAUUACUGGACUGGGUACCGGAAAUUUGAUCGAAAGAAAUUUCGUCGACUGUAAUUUGAUAGAACGGAAAUUUGAUCGAAACUUUUUUUCAGUUCACACGUUAAAAUUUUCACCAAAUUUCUUUUUGAACGCACUAUAUUUUAUAGUAAAACAAAAUAAUGUGUUCAAAAAGGAAUUUGAAACAAAAUUUACCGUCGGCGAAAUUUCUUUUGAUCAAAUUUCCGGAUACGUACUGGACUACAGUGUGUUGUCACUAUGUCAUGUUCAAUUUUACAACUACAGGGAUAUCUUUAUGAAAAACACAAAGCAUUAGUAGCUUAAAGGGGUAGGCCUAUAUGCUUACUGCGAAAUAUUGUGGUAAUAUUUUUAUAGCCUUAAUAAUAAUAAAAAUAAUAAUAAUAAUAAAAGGCCUAAUUAGAAUUCACUGAUUUCACAGAUUUUCAGAUGACAGUUGGCUUAUAAGAGACUGUCAGGAUAAUUAUUGCAUGCAUAAAUGUAGGUACUGUCUAUUGGAAACCCCCCCCCCCCUCAAUCAAAUCUGUCGUACGCAUCCUCAGCGCGCACGUAAUACGUAAUAGUUAGAUGGCCCUUUGCUUUACGUAAUAGUUGGAUGGCCCUUUGUUUUACGUAAUAGUUAGAUGGCCCUUUGUUUUACUUAAUAGUUAGAUGGUCCUUUGUUUUACGUUAUAGUUAGAUGGCCCUUUGUUUUACAUAAUAGUUAGAUGGUCCUUUGUUUGACGUAAUAGUUAGAUGGCCCUUUGUUUUACGUUGACAAGGUGCGGCUGGUGGGGGGGGGGGGGGUGUAAAAAUAUUUGUGUAAAACGCUUUAAUGUUUAUUUUGCGUACCAGGUAUGUUAUACAUGAAUGUCCCACUUCCCAAACAGCUUUGGGUUCGAAUUUGACUACAUUCUCCUUCUUCUUCUAUAUCUUAAGACAUUGACGGAUGUGCACAUUGCCUGAUUUUAAUGUUAAAAUUAAUGGAAUCAGCUAUACUUUUUAUUUUGGGUGUUACCAUUAAUGGAAUCAGCUAUACUUUUUAUUUUCGGUCCCCUAGUUAAGUUUACUUAGUGAGUAUUUUACGAUAUGGCCUCGACAAAAAGAAAGGCAUGCGAAACCGAUGAUGAAGAAUAAAAUUCUACUUCUACAUCAGCUUCAACAAAAGAUAAAGAAAGUUUAUAUUCUUGCUUGAAUCUAGGACACAAUUUACUGUGUUGCGGUCUUCAUAGAAGGGUCCAUCAUACACGCACUGCACAUUUUGCAAGUCGGACUUUUCAUUAUUAAUAGGAGGCAAAAGGAGUGGGGUGUAUGUCGUGGGUCUAAAUAUUUAAAUCUACACCGCAACCCACAUUUUCGUAAUUUCGGGGGGGGGGGGUGGGGUUUUGCUCCUUCACAGAAAAUACAUGUGGUAUUUAAAAAUACUACAAUAUUCAUCCCAAAACCCUGAAAGUCCUAAAACAGCACAUUUAUAUCUCGAAUGCUGUAAAAUACCAGCCAAUGUUUAGCAGGAAUUUUCGUCGUGAUGUUGUCAAGAUGUAUUUUCAUAAAUGAACUCGCUAGCUAUACCUAAACUCAGUAGUAGAGACAUUGCAGUAAUGUUUAGUGCUCCGAAUGGGCAGCGCGCGUGUGACGUAUAUUUUGGUAGGCUACGCUAGUGGUUCUAAAAUUUUCGUUUCCCUGCACCUAUGCCACACUACGUUUUCACCAGGCUCCCUGUGUUGAAUUCUAACAUGUACAUUUCGAAAUAGCGAAUACACAAAUAAAAUAAAGGUUGGAUAAAAAUAAAUAUAACGUGUAUGUAGGUCACUGAGCACCAUCUGGAACUGCAAACAGCGGUUGCUUAGUGGGUUACAGUUUGCACCACGACGGAAAGUUGUCACACUGGUUUAAAAGUGAAAAUAAAAUAAUUAAUUUUUUUUAAAAUAUUUCGCAACGCCCCGAUGAGGAAGCCCGAGGGCAAUGAGCACCCAGGGCGAUGUGGCGUUUAUUCUGGGAACCACUGGGCUGCCCGAAUCACCAGUGGUGAAAACCUGUGUCAUACUUUGUUUACCAUAACAUCAUAAUAUACAACGGAUUUUUUAAAGUUUGGGGGGGGGGGGGGUGGGCUGGUGUUUAAAAGCCCACUGUAGGUAAACACAAAAAAAGGGGGGGGGGGGCGGAGGGGGCCCCAAUUUUUUACGGGGAUGUUUACCAUAACAUCAUAAUAUACAACGGAUUUUUUAAAGUUUGGGGGGGGGGGGCUGGGCUGGUGUUCUAAAGCUCACUGUAUGUACACACAAAAAAAGGGGGUGGGGGGCUGAGGGGGUCCCAAUUUUUUACCGGGUAAUUCAUUCUUAUUUUAAUACAUUUUAUUUAAUGCUCAUCUGACAUCAAGUUUGAACUUUCACCGGUGACUUUAUUUUGACCUGCGACAGACUGGGAUAAUGUGAUCAGCACGUUCACCCAAAUAUUAAUUAACAUGCAUUAGCCGAUACACGUCUGCAAAACAAAGUGACCGCAGUUAACGGCUAACGUCAGUCAUCUACUGUUUACCUACAGUUCCAUAUUUUGAUGCCUGCUUAACUCGAUUCCACUGAACACGCUAUAAGGAGUAGUUAUUGUAUACAUUAUAUAUACUGUAUUUUUAUUUAUUUACUAUCAAAAUACUGCAUUGUACGAUUUGGAGACGAUAUUGUACGAUUUUAGGAGUUUGGGGGAAAACAGGUCUGCUAAUUUUAUAAAUAAUUUUAACUUUUUUGUUUUCCUAUAGGUUUGAUGACAAAGAGAAUGUCGGAAAUACCAAUAUUGCAAAAUCAUCUGUACAAAAAGGUAUUCGAAAUCAGAUAUUGGAUCAGUUUCAACACAUUGAUGAGUAUUUGGAUCAGAUAAUGCCCAAAAAAGAGCCAUUGAAACUUGUUAAAUGGUUAGUUUUUAAUUUUAUUCAGAUGUUAAAUGUUUAGUGCAGCAUUGUUUAAAAUUAAACCUUAUUGAACUGUAUAUAAAUUAAUGGAGAAGUUAGGCCCCAUAGUGAUAAUAGAAGGUUUGGGGGGGGGGUGGGGUUGGUGGUUUGUCUAAAAGAAAAAUCUCAAAUAUCCUGUUGUUCCAUUUGCCUUUUGCCAACAAAUCAUUUGAAUAAUUUUAAAAACGUAAAUUUUAUGUUAAUUGGGCUAAAGCAAGAUUUUCGUUUUAAAAUAACUUUUAUCAAAUGUUGGAGGGAGCAGUUGUUUGAAUUUCAGGUCAAAAAUUUAUUUAUAGUUAAAGUUUAAUUCAAUUCGUUUGUUUAAUUUCAUUUUAGCCAUGAGCACAUAGAGCUGUUAAGCAACCAAGCUGGUGAAGUACUAUUCUUCAGACAGAGGGAAGGACCCUUGUAUCCAUCACUCAGACUUUUGCAUAAAUGUAAUUAUAAUCCAUAAUCUAAAAGAAUUGGAUUUGAAAUUGAUUAAUAAUAGUUUAGCAGACAUAAUGUUAACAUUUUUUAUAAGUAUUUAAUCUUUAAAUUAAAUACAAAGUUUAAAAAUGUGUAGUUCAGUUACCAUUAUUUAUGAUUUCUGAUUCCGAUACUGUGGUUUAUGAAAAACAUUUUCAGGUUUAACAUACUGUAAUGUAUCCUCAGAUCCCUUUAUUCUUCCACACAUGCAAGUAGAUAAAGGGGCCAUUCGUUUUGUGCUCAGCGGUGCUAAUAUUAUGUGUCCUGGCUUGACAUCACCAGGGGCAAGGAUGACCAAAGUUGAUAAGGACCAGAUUGUUGUAUCCUUUUUAAAAUAUUUUUUAUAUAUAUAUAUAUGGAACAAAUAUUUUGAUUAUGUAACAUUUUAUGCUUUUUGUAGCUUUUUUCUUCUAAAAAUUUAGUUUGUGGUGAAUUACUAAAAGAUUAUUUAUGAGGCAGACCAUGGUACAUGUGUUAACUAAAACUAAUGUCUGGUAGGAAAUAAUCUCUUGAAUCUUGGUUUGAAAUUUGUUUUUUAAAUUAGAUUCUUUUUAUUUUGAUUAGUCUAGUCAUACAAGACUGUCUGGAUUGUUAAUGGUUAGAUGCAUAAAAAAAAGAUCUGAAUCAGCAAAUCUUUGAGUGUUUCUGCUUCAACUAAAAACUAUAUUUUAUGUAAUUUAAAAAUUGACCUUAACUUAAGGAAAGGCUAUUAUGGCAGAAGGAAAACAGCAUGCAUUAGCUGUUGGUCUCACAAAAAUGUCAUCAGAAGAAAUGUAAGUAUUAUGACCAAACCAGGCCUUUUUAACCCUGUAGUUGUCACAACAGCUGUUCAUUGGCCAUAUUACCCCUUUCUGAUGUGUCACGGUCAGCCAGUAAUCGGCCACUAGCAAAAUCAUCGUUAAAAAUGCAUGGCUUGUUUUGUUUUAUUGAUCAGGUGUAAAAUUUGCGUAACUUUUUUGACUGCUGACUGCCAUUAAGUCUGACCCUUGAGAUUGCAAAAUCAACACAGACUUACGUUAUUGAAAUUAUUUCAAAUUAAUUAAAAUGAAAUCAAUGAUUUAAGGGAGAUUUCAUGUGCAGUAUUAGCUCUAGCGGUGAUGGCAACAUAAGAAUAAGAAAUGGCAAUUUGAGCCCUAAGCUUAGUCAUAAUGUUACAGACCCAUUUGUUUGGGAAAGGUUGGAAAUCAAACAGAAAAGACCAAGAUUGGACCCCAAAUACCUACCCUAAAGAGUAAAGAGAUUAAAAAGGCAUUUAUGUUUAUUUAUGUUCUGGAGUCACCCAUUAAUUGAUAAGAAAUGGAUUUAAUAACUUCAACUGAAAAAGAAUUUUUGAACUGAUUUCAUGCUUUCCCUCUUGUAUUUAGUAUGACAGAAAUUUGAAGGCAGUGAAUGAAGAAAAUUCAUCAAUAUUAAAAUUUUUAAGCACCUAUACUUUACAUUUUCUGAAAAUUAUAUUGCUUCUAGUAUCUUAAAAAACUUUAUUUCUGUUGAACAAUUCAUGGAGUAUUAGGUUGGGUUGAAUGCAGAAGUUGAGUCGUAAAAUUUUACUCACUCUGUAAAGGUCAAGCUCAAUAUCAACAUACAUAAUAUAAAAUCAAAUUCUAUUCAUACCAUAAGGUACCUUGUCCAAUGUACUUUCUGAAAAUAUAUACUUUUAAUUUUAAGGGUCUCUGAAUUCUCUGAAGUAUGGGUUUUGUUAUUUUUGACAAGCAUACGAAACUACUAAAAAUGGCUUGAAGCUACAGAAAAAUGCACUUGACAUAGUUUUUUUUUCUUUUUAAACUGCACAAAUAUCAUUAUCAAAUUAUUGAAAGCAAAAUUUCAUUUUAUUUUCAGAUUAUCUAAAAACAAAGGAGUUGGUGUGGAUAAUAUUCACUUCUUGAAUGACGGGCUUUGGUUAAUGAAACCAAUAAAAUAGCAAUUAUCUCUUGACAUUAUUUAUUUUAAACUGUUAUUAACUGUAAAUAUUGUCUGUGAGCUGCUGCUAUUGUCCUUGUGGUGUUAUGAUUGUGCUUGGGUGAAAUUUAAUGUGUUUUUAUGCCUACUUUUGAGAAACAAGUAUCAUAUUAAAAUAUUUCAUAGAGUUUUAAUUAAUGUAGGCAUUAAGUGAACCAGUUUUCCUUUUUCUUAAAGAACUAUAAUAUAAUUUAGUUUAAUUGAAGCAGUUAGAUUGGUUUGUACUUAAUUUUAUCUGAAAUAUUUUUAAAACUUACAUAUCUUGGAAAGAUUGACUAGGCUGCCAGGGUCAAAAGAUUGUAUACUCCUGAAUACCUUCUAAAUGUAAUCUGAAGAAAAUAGCAUUAUAGUCAGUGAAAUUGUGUUUUUUACACAUAAGUUGUUUUUUAUUUUUUAAGCUUGUCAUCAUGCUUUUAAGAUGAUAUAAAAUUUAACUUGAAUUUCUAUUAAAUAUAAUUGGUUUAUUUAAAACUUGUCAGUGACCAUGCUAAUGCUAAACAUGAAAACAUUAAAAAUGUUGGGUAUAGCAUUUAAAUGUAAUUGAAAAUCAAGCUUUACAUUUCAAUUUGUUGAGUUAAUGUUAAUAUUUACAGGUCAAAUAUAAAAUUGUACCAUUUCCAUGCAUUUACAAUGAAGUAUUUCAUUUAAAAUGUGUUGCCCUUUAAUAUUUGAUAGACUAACUGGCUGUUGUGAUAAAUUUAAACGCUAUAAAUCAUAUAAAUAAAGAGCACAUUAUAAAAAUGUAGUUUAAUUAAAGAAAGAUCUUAAUUUAUGGUGUUUCUUUCUGUUACGGUAAUUUGUACAAACUGGGUUUUCUGUUCCUAGAUUUCAAGCCUCACCCUUUUCUUUAUCCUCUUGUACUUCAGUAGAUAUCUAAUUUUUUGGGAAACAUAUUUUUAAGUGUGCCCGGUGUAUUUUAUGCCUCUCUGGUUAAAGUUAUUUCCAACAUUUCGCAUUGUGGCACUCAAAAGGUACCAAUAGCUUUGGUCAGAAGUAGACAAAUAACAGGACAUCCGAUCGCCUGUACAUUUUUACAGUAUAAAAUAUUGUCUUUUCUGAAAUUAAGGUUAGCUGUUUUGUAUUCUACAUUUCUAAAUGUAAUUGGUAGCAUUCAAAGUUAACUAAAGUAACUUUCAUAAAAUUUUGAAAGUCAGUAGCUUGAAUGCAUUAAAUUACUGUCCGUACCAUGGUUUAGCUGUAGAUUGUAUUAAUCGAUAUCCCUCAGCUACCCAAAUUUAAUUUUCCACUGAUGUAAACUAACACCGCACUACCCACAAGUUUAGUCUGAAAUAUGUUGUACAUGUAAUACAUUGACGUUAUCUUUAAGUAAUGUAAUGUUUUAUCAAAAAUAAAUUUGCUAAAUUGUAUAGGAUACGAGAGAUGGUUUUUAAUUUAUUGCUCUUAUAAGAUGCAUCUUGUCUUUGGUUUUUCAAAUUUAACAAUAAAAUAUGUUCAUGUUC
Molecule: messenger RNA, 11976 nt
Organism: Lymnaea stagnalis (great pond snail)
Lineage: Eukaryota; Metazoa; Mollusca; Gastropoda; Lymnaeidae
Source: the annotation of a GenBank genome assembly